AAAAGUGCUCUAAACUAGAGAUGCUAAACCUUAGUAACAACCAAAUAGAGAAGAUUGAGAAGUUGGAUAAAUUGCUGAAGCUGCGUGAGCUCAACUUGUCCUGCAACAGAAUCAGCAAAAUUGAAGGCAUAGAACAUUUGCAGAACCUACAGAAGCUGAACCUGGCAGGAAAUGAGAUUGAGCACAUUCCUGUGUGGGUAGGGAAGAAACUGAGAUCCCUUCGAAGCCUGAAUUUGAAACAGAAUAAAGUAUCCUCACUCCAUGAUAUAGCUAAACUAAAGCCUCUGCAAGAUCUGACCUCUCUGUUCCUUGCUGAAAACCCAGUUGCAAGUCUGCCUCACUACUGCUUGUACACCAUAUUCCACCUGAGGGCACUGGAAAACCUGGAUGGACAGCCAGUGACAAACCAUGACAGGCAGGAAGCUCUGGAGAGGUUUAAUUUGGAAGAGAUAGAAAAAUUAGAAAGAGAGUUGGAAAACACAAAAAAGGAGAUGGAGAACGUGAAACUUCACCAGUCCAAAGUGCUUGAGCAACUUCAGCAUCAAGAUGAGCUCAACAGGUCACUAAAGGAAAAGGCUGUGCAACAGAGACAAAGCUUUGAAGAGCUUCAGAGGGACCUGGGCACCAAAAAUGAGCUGCUGAAGCAGAAGACAGUGGAGCUCACCCGGGCUUGCCAGAAGCAGUAUGAGCUGGAGCAGGAGCUGGCCUUUUACAAGAUCGAUGCAAAAUUUGAGCCCUUAAAUUAUUUGCCCUCAGAGGAGGUUGAACUUGAUAAUGUACCUGGUGAAAGUCCCUACAUUGGCAAGGCCAGGUACAAAAGAAAUAUGUUCAUAAGGGAAGGCUACAUCCCUGACACAGCUCAGCAGCUGCAGGUUGGGAAAAUGCAACAGGAGGAGGAUGAUUCCUGUAGGAAACCCCAGCUGGAAUCACAUCUCCAAAGUCUAGAUAAUAUACUGCAGGAUAAGGAAGAAAAGAUUAAUGCAGCACAAAGAAGAUUAGAAGAACUGCAAAGUGAAAUUGGAGAUGCAGAGCAACAAGUGCUGAAAGUAACAGGGGAGCUGCAACAACUGGAGGAUGCUCUGGCUCAGAAAAAAAUCUCCCAGGCCAGCAAGGAAGCCAUUGAACAGCAAUUGAGUGAAAAGUUGCAAAUCCUGCAGGAGCUACGCAAGGAAACCUUAGAGCUGGAAAAACAAAUAGAGAAACAGAAAACAGAAAUAGGGAAAAAUCAGAAAGAGCUUGAAGAUUUGCUGAGUUCUCUUGGCUCUAUAAAUCCUGAGGAUCCAAGGCAUGUUCACAUGAAAGCUCAAAAAGCAAGUAAGGAGCAGCACCUUGAUAUCAUGAGCAAACACUGCCAGCAGCUGGAGACUCGCCUGGAUGAGAUGCUCUCCAGGAUUGCAAAGGAAACUGAGGAAAUCAAGGAUUUGGAGCAGCAGCUCACUGAUGGUCAAAUAGCAACAAAUGAAGCACUGAAAAGGGAUUUGGAAAGUAUUAUCACUGGCUUACAGGAAUACCUGCAAAGUGUGAAACACCAGGCAGAACAGGCCAAUGAAGAGUGUAAGAAGUUGCAGAAGGAAAAAGAAUCUUUGCUGGGAAGAUUGGCAGGUCUGGAGGAGGAAAAAAACAACCUGGAAGUGGUUGCCAUGGAUGCAGAAAAUAUGAGAAAAGAAAUAGCAAUGCUGGAGAGCUCACUUCAGGAGCAGAGAGAGAUAAAUGAGUCCCUUCAAGGUGCUCAGGAGAAGGCCAGCACCUACGAGGCUGAGCUGAAAGCUCAAUUAAGAGAGAGAGAUGCUGAAGCCAAGCAGCAAAAAGAAGAAUUUGAAAGACUGAAACAACAUAGCCAGAUGGAACUAUCAGCCCUGCAGGAUGAACUUGAAAAGGAAAGACAGCUGUUAGAGAAUGCUCAGACCAAAGCACAACUGGCAGAAGAGAAGGAGCAACAAAAUUACAAGCUGCUUUUACAGUUCAAGCAAUUGCAGGGAGACAAUAAUUUCCUAAAACAACAGCUUAAAGAUCUCCAGAAUCACCUAAACCAUGCAGUUGGUAACUUAAUUCAUCCUGAGGAUGUCAUGGCUUACAUAAAUGAACUCAGGCAAAAGCUUAAGACAGGAGCUGGAGAGAUGAAGUGUCCAAAUCCAGCUGAUAUUUUAGGGAAAAACCUUUCAAGUCUGCAGAAAGAAUUCAAUGAUAUCCUUGCUGAUGCACAGAAGGAAAAAGAGAAAGCAUGGGCUGGGCAAAAGCAGUUGCAGGAAGAAAUGGUAUCUCAGCAGGAGAAACUGGAACAAAUACAGGAGAAAUACAGACAGGCAUGUAUCAAACAACUUUACUUACAGGUUAAAGCUGAAAACAGGCAAAAUAAAAACAAGGUCCAUCAGUUAGAGAAUGAAAUUCAACGUUUGCAUGAAAAAAUAAGAAGCAUGGAAGAGAUUCAGGGCCUGGCUGAUCAGCAGCUCCAGGAGGCAGAUGAAGAAAGAGAGGCUAUUCUUGCUCAGCUGGAGAAUUUAGAGAAAAGGAAAAAACUAGAAGAUGCCAGGGCACAGAUGCAGGUGCUGAGCCUGGCUAAGGAGCUGAAGGAGCUGCAGAGAGCAGUGAUCAGCUCAGACAAGCUGGCAGCCACUGAGCUCUCCAUUGCUGCAGACCAGCUCAAGGCUCUGGGGGGGACUGUGCUCAGGAUUAACCAGGAGAGAGCUGAGGAGCUUGAGGAAGCCCAAGAGUUCAGUGAUGAGGCAGCUCGUGCUUCCCAGGCUCUUGCCAAAGCAGAAGCAGAAAUAGAAUUGCUACAACAGCUCCUGAAGGAGAAGGAAGAGCAAGUUCUGCAGGAAAUGGAGAAAGCUGGUGAGAAAACUGUUGCAUCAAACACUCAGAAGUUUGAAAUUAAUAAAUUAAGUGAAGCCAUGGAACAGCAAAAAGCAGAGAUUGACCAUUUGAAAUGGUUGUUGGAUAAUAUCGGGGCAGGUAAUAAAGAUGAAAUUGAGACCUUACAGGAUGAAAUUGCAGCCCUCAGAAAUGUGCUCUCACAGCAGAAUGAUCACAAUACCAGCCCAGCAGAUCCCCUGAAAAGAGGGGGAUUCUGGUACUACCUUCCAUCAUCACAGGCUUCAACUCCUGCUUCCCACAGCACCAAAGACUCUGGAGUAUGUUUGGGGUGCUCUGGCACAUCCCCAGCCAGGAGGAGGGAUGCUCAGGACAGGUCCUGUGGGAGGGAGGACUUGCCCAGCCAUGGAUGUUUGGUUUAUUCACCAGUCAGAAAUAGGUUGCACAAAGCAAAUUCUGGCAAAGACAGAAGAGCGAAAGAAGACGGUGAAGGAAAUGCAGGAUCUCCUGUCCCUGAAGCCUCUCCCUUUGUCCCACCCCUGGGCACAGUUAUUUCCACAGCCCUUCCAGAUGGGGCCCCUGCACCUCAGGGUGUGGGGGUUUAUGGCCCUCCUCCUGCAGCAGCCCCUGGCGCUCCAGUUGCUCCUGGAUCCAUCAUCCAUGGACCACCUCCUCUGGGAUCCCAGGUGGUUUAUGGCCCUCUGCCUCCAAACUUCACAGUGCCACUCAUUCCCCUGGGAGUGCUCCACUGCAACGUGCCUGGACAUCAGGAUCUGAAGAGUGAAGUCUCAAGGCUGGAAGACACUGUGUGCUAUUUAAAGUCUCAGAAAUACAAAGAGAAGUGCUCGGAGGCAGCUGAGCAGGAAUACAUAAAGAAGGUGGAAGGAUUGCAUGGAGAUGUUGAAGAACUCGAGCAGGAGAGAGAAGAGCUGCGCCGAGCGGCUCCGAAACGGAGCACACGCAGGGACUUUAUUGAUGGCUACACUGACAGGUUCCUUGCAGAGGUGCGGCUGGAGAGGUCCCUGCAGCAGCAGGAAGAUGUUGCAGAGGAGAUUGAAUGUGUAGAGAAGACUCUCCUGAAACGCCGGGCUGAGCUCAGAGAGGCUGACAGGCUGCUCACAGAGGCUCAGGUGGAACUUGAGAGCACCCAGGGCAAGACUAAAGAGACUCUGCAGAAGUACAAUCGUGCCAAACAUCAUUUGUCCUGCACUGAAAUGGAGGCAGAGGAGCUGGAGCAGAGGGCUCAGGAAACAGCCACCAAACUUGUGAAAGCAUCUCAGCAGCUCAGGUUAUUACAGACAGACACGAGGGGUUUGGAACAUCUGAGGAGGGAACAAGAAGGUAUUUUGAAGGAACUUAACAAAAUGGUGGCUGCAAGAAACUCUGAGUUGCAGUCAUUAAACCAGAAGAUAGAAGUUCUCACUGAAAGUCUCCAGAAGCUCCAAGGAGAUAUUCGACUUGCAGAAGAUAACGAGGGCCAGCACCUCCAAAUCAUCAGAGAAGCAGAAAACCUUGUUCAGGGCAAGAAAACAGAACUGGAAACAUUGAAAAAUCAGAUUUCUGCUCAGCAGCAAGAGCUCUUAUUCCUGGAGCAGCAGGUGACUCAAAGAACAGAAGAGCUCUGUGGCCUUCAGGACAGCAUUUCCCAAAGGAAAGGUGACCUCAAAGAAGCUCUUCGAGAUGGAGAGACUGAAGCACAUGAAAAACUCUGCCAGAUAAGGGAAAUAAAAGUACUUCUGGGAGAGCUUAGUGUUGAGAGGAAUGAACUGGAUGUCCAGCUGGGUGAGAGGAGAGCACAGCUUUUGGUCCUAAAGAAGGAUAUUACAAAGGAGGAGGAAAAUCUUCAAGGAAUUCUUGGGCAAAUCACCAAGCAUAAGAUGGAACUGAAACAUGUGCUGGAAAUGCUGGAGCUUGAGAAGAAUGAACUGGAAGGUUUGAAACUCCAACAUGAGCAGAAGGUCAAUGAGCUGGAGAAGACCCAAGUGGCCAUUCUAGAGGAGAAGUUAAAACUGGAGAAUAUUCAGAGAUUAUUGCAGUGUCAGCAAGGGGAAGUGGAUUGGCAGGAGCAGCUCCUCAGGAAGGACCGUGAGGAGAACAAACACCUGGGAUCUCACAUGAGAACUCUGCAAAACAACAUCGAGGCUCUGAGCAGAGAGAAGGAGAAGCUGGAAGAGGACUCCAGGAAUUUGGAGAAGAAGUUGUCACAAGCCAAAAGGUGGAGGAAUGUCUUUUUUCCUGCAGACAUCAGAAGGGAUGGGGGACUGCUUGAAUGUCUGUUUGUUGUAAUUCAAGUUACAGCUGUAAUUCUGAGGUGCCCAAUAAGGCAGAGCAGGCAUUUUCUUAUGUUCUGUGGAGCUUUUGCUUUAAGCCUCUCUACAGCAGAUUUAAAAAAUAUUCAGCAAUGGAGAUGAUGAAUCAGCAGCGUUUGUGAUAUCCUGGCAAUGCCAUGAGAAAUGUUACCAAAAGGAAAGUGUUGCAU
Cinclus cinclus is the source of this 5290-nucleotide messenger RNA. RefSeq names its product centriolin-like. The transcript has 30 exons. NCBI's taxonomy places the organism in Eukaryota, Metazoa, Chordata, Aves, Passeriformes, Cinclidae. The record is from RefSeq and is a predicted model, not a curated record. Bases 21 to 5222 code for a protein of 1733 amino acids. Gene Ontology annotation, molecular function: protein binding.